AUGGGCGAGCGGAGGAUGGCUAGUAUUUUCCCUGAAUGCGACCAAUUAAAACAGAAUUACGACAAGUGCUUUACGGAAUUUUUUCAAAAGUUUAUUGGUUCAAAUUAUCGUCACAAAUAUGCGACAAAUCCAUGUGACAGGCUUCAUCAAGCAUAUCGGGAGUGCGUUGAAGAGAGGCUUGCGACCGCUAAACCGUUCGAGAUCGACAUUUCCGAAAUUGAGAAAAAAUUUCUGAAUACAGAAGACGAUAAAUUACGGGAUAGUCAAGAAGGAAAGUACCUCCAAUCUAAUUUGCCUCACCCUCAAAUUAUUUCUGAUUCUGGAGAGUCACGAUUCAAUCAGUUGGAGCGUACCUUGGAACAGUUUCAGUUCAUGAUCAGUGAACAAGUUUACGCCUUUUUGCAGGAAAACGCUCGCCACUUGGGUGUAAUUGCGACCGAUUUCGGAGCUAGAAGUCAGGAACCUUUCAAUCAAAAAAUUCACACCUUAAUAUCUGGCUUGCAGGAGCUGGAUCAAAUGCGAAGUCAGUUUAUGGACGUGAAAGUCCCAUUAGAGCUACUUGAUGUGUUAGAUCAAGGUAAAAAUCCUCAACUGUAUACAAAGGAAGUUCUGGAAAGGACGCUGCAGAAGAAUAAAGAGUUAACUUCAUUUAGACCUAUGUCCAUUUGGGCUAAUCCGGUUUUUCGGCCCCAGAAUGGAGUAUCAGCCGCACUGAUUCGAUUUGUUCCCCACUUCGUAGGACUACGGUUAAGCUGGACUCAGAACUCUCUGCGAAGUGAAGGUAUCGAGCAAUUUGUGGAGGAGUACCUUCCGAUCAUAAGGGAGAACAAUCCACAAAUCCAAUAUUUCCUUCACAGGACCUACACUGAAUGUGAUCCUUUCGUUGUUGGAGAGUACAAAUUCCAUCGAUAUCGUAAGAAACGUGUGUCUUGGAGAUCAAAGCAUCAAGUAUUAUCAAUGGUAGAGGAAAUGGCAAUUGGAGGCGAUUAUCGUCCAGGGCUGAAACGUGGCGUCAAUAGACGUCUACCGCGUGGUUUAGAGUUAUGGGAUACGGAGACCAUGGGGCAUGAUGUUUUCAAGGUGCACAGUAAAUGGAAGGCUGAUGAGGAGGACAUGGAGAUGCCCACGUCUCAGAAACAUCCUAAUUUUGUAUAUAGGAAAUACUGA
Molecule: messenger RNA, 1167 nt
Organism: Haemonchus placei
Lineage: Eukaryota; Metazoa; Nematoda; Chromadorea; Rhabditida; Trichostrongylidae
Source: the annotation of a GenBank genome assembly